This is a messenger RNA of Penicillium waksmanii, 1644 nucleotides long. Its product is annotated as Arginine permease CAN1. Gene Ontology annotation, molecular function: amino acid transmembrane transporter activity. The transcript is spliced from 2 exons. Gene Ontology annotation, biological process: amino acid transmembrane transport. The coding region runs from base 1 to 1644 and encodes 547 amino acids. Lineage: Eukaryota; Fungi; Ascomycota; Eurotiomycetes; Eurotiales; Aspergillaceae. Gene Ontology annotation, cellular component: membrane. The record is from RefSeq and is a predicted model, not a curated record.
AUGGCCGAAGUGGAGAAAGAUGGCACGACCAUGUCCAAGGGGAAUCUUGCCUUUUUCUCGCCUACCAAUGAACUUAGCUAUGACGACCAAGUUGUGUCCGGAGAGCCCCGCGGCUCGCCGCAGCUGAAGCGCAAGUUGAAGAGCAGGCACUUGCAUAUGAUUGCAAUUGGUGGAACCAUCGGAACCGGUCUUUUCAUCGGAAGUGGAACUGCUUUGGCACAUUCUGGGCCAGUCGGUGCGCUCAUCGCAUACAUCUUCAUCGCCACUAUCGUUUUCUCCGUGAUGACCUCCCUAGGCGAAAUCGCCACUUACAUACCGAUUUCUGGAGCAUUCACAUCAUAUGCAACACGUUUAGUUGAUCCAAGUCUCGGAUUUGCCAUGGGCUGGCUUUAUUGGUUUUCAUGGGCCAUCACAUUUGCUCUGGAGCUUGUCACAGUUGGUUUGAUUAUCGAAUACUGGAACAGCUCGAUUUCAAUCUCUAUCUUCAUAGCCGUUUUCUGGGUGUUGAUGACCUUGCUGAACUUGCUACCGGUUAACUUUUAUGGCGAGAUCGAGUUUUGGUUCUCGAGUAUUAAGGUUUUUACAGUGAUUGGAUUUAUGAUCUUCGCCAUUUGCAUUGAUGCUGGUGCUGGUGAUCAAGGCUACCUUGGAUUUCAUAAUUGGGUUCACCCCGGACCUUUCGCCGACUACCUCAUAACACCUGGACCAACAGCUAAGUUUGUUGGCUUUUGGGCUGUCCUCAUUCAAGCCGGAUUCUCGUGUCAGGGAACGGAACUUGUCGGUAUCGCAGCAGGCGAAACGGAAAACCCACGCCGGACGAUUCCAAAGGCUAUCAAAAUCACGUUCAUUCGUAUCAUUUUGUUUUUUGUUCUGACAGUUUUCUUUAUUGGUCUUCUUGUGCCAUAUGAUAAUAAGGAUCUUCUGUCAGGGGCAUCUAACGCAGCAGCAUCACCAUUUGUCAUCGCUGCGCAAUUGGCAGGCGUCAAGGUCUUGCCCAGUAUCAUCAACGCUGUUCUUUUGACCGUCGUUUUAUCUGCAGCCAAUUCAAAUGUCUACAGCGGCAGCAGAAUUCUUGUUGGCCUGGCACAAGAAGGGUUUGCCUUCUCCUUUUUCACCAAGACUACCAAAGGCGGCGUACCAUUCUACGGGGUCUUACUCACCUCAGCCAUUGGCCUUCUGGGCUUUUUGAACGUUUCUAAUUCAGGAACAACGGUAUUCAAUUGGCUGUUGAAUAUCUCGGCAGUUGCCGGGUUCAUAGCCUGGGCCACCCUGAAUAUGUGCCACAUAGGGUUCAUGCGAGCUUUGAAGGCCCGCAAGAUCAGCAGAGAUGUGCUUCCUUACAAGGCACCUUUGCAACCAUAUCUUGCCUGGUAUGGACUUUUUGUCAACAUUUUGAUCAUAUUCACACAGGGAUUCACAGCCUGGAUUCCGUCAUUCAGCGUGGAAAACUUUUUCGUGGCAUAUAUCAGCGUGAUUUUGUUUGCAGUACUGUGGAUUGGCCAUAAGCUUAUAUUCCGUGACGCUUUUGUUUCUCCACUUCAAGCAGAUCUUGAUACUGGGCGCUUGGAGAUUGAGAACCAGCAUUGGGAGGUCACAAUGCCGACCACUUGGUAUGGAAAGCUUUGGAAUAUCCUAGCUGGAUAA